AUGCAAGAUAUUUUCAAAGAUAUUCGCAGUCGGCUCCCGAAGCUCCGCAGUGUUGAAACUCGAGUGUCAACCCCGGGAGGCGAGGUCUUCCUUGAACACAGGACAAAUGGGGGAGGAUUCACGUCGAUCCAGAACCCCGAACCUCGAACGCGAAACUGUCAAGGUUUCGUUUACGAUUUCAAACCUGAUCUGCAAAUGGCCGAGCUCAUUCCGGGUUUAUUCCUCGGUUCUCAGGACGUUGCUUCUGAGCUGGAGCUGCUGAAGUCUAAGGGUGUCACUCACAUCAUCAAUGCCGCCUCCGGGAUAAAAAAUCAUUUCCCCGACGAUUUCAAGUAUAAGAGAGUUGAGGUACUCGAUAUCCCUGAACAAGAAAUGAGAUCUCAUUUCGAGCACUGUAACAGCUUCAUUGAUGAGGCAUUAGCUUCGGGCGGCGCUGUUUUCGUCCAUUGCAACGCAGGAGUUUCCAGAAGCACAACCAUCUGCAUAGCGUACCUGAUAAGUCGGAAAGGAAUGGACCUGGAUAGGGCCCUCAGACACACAAGAUCGAUACGACCAAUCGCUCGGCCAAAUGAGGGUUUCAUGACCCAACUCCGCGCUUACCAAUCCGAUACGAUAGGACCAGCCUCAUGA
Galendromus occidentalis (western predatory mite) is the source of this 630-nucleotide messenger RNA. RefSeq names its product dual specificity protein phosphatase 1B. Lineage: Eukaryota; Metazoa; Arthropoda; Arachnida; Mesostigmata; Phytoseiidae. The transcript is spliced from 4 exons. The record is from RefSeq and is a predicted model, not a curated record. Gene Ontology annotation, cellular component: cytoplasm. The coding region runs from base 1 to 630 and encodes 209 amino acids. Gene Ontology annotation, biological process: regulation of MAP kinase activity; protein dephosphorylation. Gene Ontology annotation, molecular function: JUN kinase phosphatase activity.